AUGUCGAGGAACUAUGAUAACUGGGAGAAGUUGGUUGGAGCUGUUCUCAAGAGAGAAGAGUUCCGGUGGCUUGCGCACUGCGAAAGCUUCAGCACCUCAAUUUCAACUGAUUUCAGUGCACGUCCCAGCUUUGAUUCCGAUGUUCCUCGCGAUUGUAGAAAUUCCGGUGAGAGGCUCGAUCCUACAGAUCUUUCUACUCGGGAAACUUUCGUCUCCCGUAAUGUGAUGGCCAUAGAGUAUGGAGAGUUAAAAAAAGCUACCAAAAACUUUCACCCGAGCAUGUUGUUGGGGGAAGGAGCAUUUGGUUUUGUUUAUAAAGGAUGGGUCCAUGAACAACGUCUUACUGCAACGAAGCCUGGAUGUGGAAUUAUCGUUGCUAUCAAGAAGAUGAAUCAUGAAAGUUUUCAAGGAAAUAAGGAGUUACUGGAUAAAGUACAUUACUUGAGUCAACUCCGCCACCCGAAUUUGAUCAAACUUGUUGGAUAUAGCUUCAGCGCAAAAAACCAGAUUCUGGUGUAUGAGUACAUGUGCAAAGGAAGCUUGGACAACCAUUUGUUCCGAAGAGAGCAUAACUCCCUCGAUUGGGAAACAAGAGUCAAAGUGGCUAUAGGUGCUGCAAGAGCUAUUUCAUUCUUGCAUGACUUGGAAAUACCGGUCAUACAUCGAGAUAUUAAGAGUAACUACAUUCUUUUAGAUGGCGACUUCAAUACCAAGUUGUCGGGCUUUGGCAUUGCAAAAGAUGGUUCUAUCCGUGACAGGACUCAUGUAUCAACACGAGUUAAGGGUGCAUACGGAUAUGCUGCUCCAGAGUACAUGGCAACAGGUCACUUGACCACAAGAUGUGAUGUGUAUGAUUUUGGAGCUGUUUUGCUUCAAUUAAUAUCAGGGCGUCGAUUUAUUGACCCCAAUAGGCCUGCAGGAGAGCAUGUUCUAAGCGCUUGGGCAAAACGACAUUUGAAUGGCAAAAAAGGACUAGUGCAAAUUGUGGAUAGCAGAUUAGAGGGUAAUUACCCUCCCAAACAAGCAUAUGAAGUUGCCAAGAUAAGUCUACAAUGUCUGAGUGAAGAACCAAGAUUAAGACCAAAAAUGUCUGAGGUUGUAGGUGUGCUUGAAUCACUGUAAUACCCAUGUAUGUUUGGUUAUG
Messenger RNA from Salvia hispanica, 1144 nucleotides. RefSeq names its product putative serine/threonine-protein kinase PBL3. Gene Ontology annotation, biological process: protein phosphorylation. Gene Ontology annotation, molecular function: ATP binding; protein kinase activity. NCBI's taxonomy places the organism in Eukaryota, Viridiplantae, Streptophyta, Magnoliopsida, Lamiales, Lamiaceae. The record is from RefSeq and is a predicted model, not a curated record.